UCUUCAUUCUGUUGCAUUCUUUUCAAAUUCUGUCCUUUUUGUUAUGAAGUAUUUUAAUGCGGCAAAGGAUCCAUAACCAAUUCUUGAACUUUGGAGUAUUAGCGGAUACUUCAAUAAAAAGAUUCUAUACUUCAUUAGAAUAUUCUAUACAGGACUUGUAGACAAUUCUCUUCAAGCAUCAUUGUUGAGCUUUAUAUUUUCAAUCUUUAAGACUGCUAUAACAAGAGGAAGAUAGCAAAGAAAAAUUGGAAAGGGAAAACAUGGUGAAAUGAGUUGUUGAUGGAAAAGGAGUGAUGGAUAUAGCAGAGAAGCAUACCUUUCACCAUUUCAGCCAUCAACAUUUGUUGGAAAGCACCAUUUUGUCUUCCACUGGAAACAUUACCUGUUAUGGUUGCAGCCUAACAAUAUUGUCCGGUAAGGACUACUAUGACUGUAAAACUUGCUCAUUUUCUCUUCACAGGAUAUGUUCAAACAUGCCUAGGAAAACCAGACACCCUGCACAUCCAAAUCAUUAUUUAACCCUCUUGGUUUCGCCUCCAUCUGCCAAUAGCACCUUUAAGUGUAAGGCUUGUGGAAAUAACGUCUCCGGAUUCUACUACAACUGCGCGGAAUGUGGAAUUUACUAUCAUAUUUUAUGCUCAUCUCUGCCUCUUUCAGUUGCAAUAACUUCCCACCCUCACACACUCAAGAUAGAAGUUUCGUCUCCGUAUGAUUUCUGCUGUGAUCUAUGUGAUAAACCAACUCAUUUAGGCUGGCUAUAUAGGUGUCGAUUCUGCGAGUUCGAUGCACAUAUUUCUUGUGCCAUUUCUGACCAACGAGUUCAACCUGUGCCACCACCUAACACUUUGACAAGGAAGAUUAUUUACUCGUCAGCUUCAACAAUGGAGGUGAACCGAAUGAUAGAUUAUGGAAUUGAAAGUAAAGAACUAAUGCAAUUAGUAUUGCAGGGAGUUUCAAGAAUUCAUCAGGACAGUAAUGACCAAGAAGUUGCUCAUAGUACCGCAGUGUCCGGAUGGGAUGAGAGAUUGCGAAGCCCUAAAGAGAACCAUGACAGAGACAGUGGUGGAUUUGGACGAUUUCGGUUAAAUCAAACAGAAACACAAAUUUCUAGCACUUUAACAAGUCCAAUAAGCAGAUCGCAAAAUAAAGAUGCAUCAACUCCAGCUUCUGAAGACCUGACAAUCCCAAGUUACCAAUUUAGUGACUUGUGUUUUUCAAUUGAUUUGCAGAAAUCUUAUUCAAGUCAAGAUCACAAGUUUCAGGCAAAUAGGGAAGCCAGUUAUAGAGAAAUGGAGAAGGUUAUUGUUCCUGAAGUCGAAGCAAGGACCAACUUUGAUGAUGCAAAAAUGCUUAAUAAGACUUCAGAUAAUUCCCAACCUCUGCAACAAGAACUUGAUUAUCCUAGAAGGCCAAUGUUCAAUCCCCUUUAUAAGGCUCCAGAGAACUGGCUGAACGAAGAAUUAUCUUCCAAAGGUGUCAAUCAUUAUGAUGCAAAAUUAGGACAAUAUCAAGCAAAUGGAAAAACAAUUAGAUCCGAGGGCAGGGAGAUUGCAAAUAACAGUACUAAAUCCAAAAAAUCAAGUUCAAGGUGCUCAUGUUGGACAAAGCUGUUCAGGUGUUGCUAUUAUUCAAGGUACCAAAGAUGUUCCAGAAGCUUCAAAAAUGGAGGCCUGUGAAAAGCUAUUGCCAACCAAGUGGAUGUGAAGUCAAAUUGUAUAGGAAAAUAAAUAAUCAAUUGUUUAGCAAUUUUACAAAUGUCAUCAUUAUUAGUUCAUGUGAUUAAAAAAAGUGUUAAGAAUCACAGCUAUGUAUUGAUUCAUGGACAUUACCAUUUACACAUUCAACUAUGUCUGUUGUGCCUUGGAGGAGAUCCUUCACAGUAAUCAUGAGCCGCAGAACAAAAUAGCAGUUACCCAUUGUGGAUACUUACCUAAUAUAACUCACUUUCACUCA
Ricinus communis (castor bean) is the source of this 1953-nucleotide messenger RNA. RefSeq lists its product as uncharacterized. The coding region runs from base 294 to 1676 and encodes 460 amino acids. The record is from RefSeq and is a predicted model, not a curated record. Lineage: Eukaryota; Viridiplantae; Streptophyta; Magnoliopsida; Malpighiales; Euphorbiaceae. The transcript is spliced from 2 exons.